AUGGUGGACGCGUGGUGGCCUCUGCUGGGCGCGGCGAUCCCGGCGCUGGUGGCGGGUCAGUUUUUCCGCAUCAAGCGCCGCCGCGACGAGGAGCAGCGCCUCAAGGCGGCGCGCGGGCGGGAGAAGAGCUCCGAUGAGGUCUUCGUCUGCGAGCGCGUGUGCACUUCCAAGCGUAUGCUCAAGAAGGUAGGGGCCUUCUCCAAGGACCCCAUACCGGAUACCUGCGUCACCGUCUGCGGCGUCUCUGAACUCGACGCCUGCGCUGACGCCUGCGCGCGCACCGUCUGCGUCAACCAGCACCAGGUGCCCAACUGGAACGACGUCUGCCUCAAGAGGUGCCAGAGCGAGUGCCUCAAACUCUCCUCAACCCUCAUGUAA
Molecule: messenger RNA, 378 nt
Organism: Miscanthus lutarioriparius
Lineage: Eukaryota; Viridiplantae; Streptophyta; Magnoliopsida; Poales; Poaceae
Source: the annotation of a GenBank genome assembly